GGGUUGACCGGACCUGCCCACAGCAAAUGUCUUCUGUGUGAACUUGUGUUGCUGUUAGAUAGUUUCAGACCCUUUCACCAGCUGACUUCUCCUCUGGCUUCUCUGUAAGACGGACAGAAGAGAGACGAGGGGAAAAGAAGAGGGAUCUCUGGUACAGAGAAAAUGGACAGGAGAAUGAGUGCUUUCAGACAAACAGCCCCUAUCUUCCCGCAGGAGAGUGUCGUUUCUCAAGAAGAACAUAUCACAUCAGUCGGUCUUCCAGACGCUCUUUGAGCGAGAGGAAAGCAGUCGAGCUAGCAGAACAAAGACAGACUGAGCUCUUAUCUCAAUCAGCUUCUUCGUCUGGAGAGACUGACUUCUAUAGGCUGAAACUCAAGAUGAGGGUUUGGAUCUUCUUCCUGUUCUGCCUCGCUGGCAAGACUCUGGCUGCUCCAACUGAAGAGGAGCCAGUUGUUGAAGAGGAGCUGGAAGUGGGAGCCAACCCAGUCCAGGUGGAAACCGGAGAGUUUGAUGAGGCCAUUGAAGUCGUGGAGGAUGUUAUUGCUGAGAACCCCUGCCUAAAUCAUCACUGCAAGAAAGGCAAAGUGUGCGAGGUUGAUGACAGCAACCAGCCCAUGUGUGUGUGCCAGGACCCUCUGACCUGCCCCGCUCCCGUUGGAGAUUUCGAGCAUGUCUGUGGCACUGACAACAAGACCUAUGAGUCCUCCUGCCACUUCUUUGCCACCAAAUGCUCCCUGGAGGGCACCAAGAAGGGCCACAAACUGCACCUGGAUUACAUCGGACCCUGCAAACACAUCGCCGCCUGCAUGGACAGUGAGCUGAAUGAGUUUCCUCUGCGCAUGAGGGACUGGCUGAAGAACGUGCUGGUGACCCUGUACGAGCGUGAUGAAGACAAUAACCUGCUCACCGAGAAGCAGAAACUUAGGGUGAAGAAGAUUUACGAGAAUGAGAAGAGGCUGGGAGCUGGUGAUCAUUCUCUGGACCUUCUGGCCCUGGACUUCGAAAAGAAUUACAACAUGUACAUCUUCCCCGUUCACUGGCAGUUUGGCCAGCUUGACCAGCACCCUGUUGAUGGCUUCCUGUCCCACACUGAGCUGGCUCCUCUGCGUGCUCCUCUCAUCCCAAUGGAGCACUGCACCACCAGCUUCUUUGAGCAGUGCGAUGCUGACCAAGACAAGUACAUCGCUCUUGAGGAGUGGGCCAACUGCUUUGGAAUCAAAGAGCAGGACAUCGACAAGGACCUUGUCAUCUAAGCACAUCUACCAUUGACGCUUCCUAGUUAUUAUCGGGGCGAGGUGCUAACCCUUAAGUUAAAAUCAAAGUAAAGGUGCUAAUUGCGAUUUCUAACAACCUGCAUAUACCACUAAACAUUCAUAAUGUUUAAUAAAAAUAAUGCACAAUCCACAGUAACUAUCACAAUGAGUGAUUGAACACUGCCCGUUUUUAGGUUGGCCAAGCAUCUGUUGGACAGGCUGUAUUAAAGAGAGUUAAAUAUGAUGAACACUUUUUUUGUUUUGGAAAUGGAUCCACAUAUGUUUUUUACACUCAGAAUCAGGGCUUGAAUUGUAAGUUUGGAGUUUUGAUGGUGGAAAUGUACAAAAAACAAAAUAAAGAUUCCAAAUAAAUGUU
Molecule: messenger RNA, 1629 nt
Organism: Labeo rohita (rohu)
Lineage: Eukaryota; Metazoa; Chordata; Actinopteri; Cypriniformes; Cyprinidae
Gene: sparc
Product: secreted protein, acidic, cysteine-rich (osteonectin)
Exons: 11
Coding region: 378-1253 (291 amino acids)
Biological process (GO): anatomical structure development
Molecular function (GO): extracellular matrix binding; calcium ion binding; protein binding
Source: RefSeq, a predicted model, not a curated record